CACCAAAUUGAGUUUUAGACAAUUGUCACAUGUUUCAAGGGCUCCCCUUUAAAUUCUGAAGUGUGGAGUAAGGUUUCACAUUGCUGUCAGCUCAACACACUGGAGGAACCUUUACAUUUUUCUCUUUUGCUUCUUAAGGUACAUAGUACUGAGUAUGUCUGACACAGAGGAGGUGAUGGCGGAGUACGAGGAGCAAGAGGGGGAAGAGAUUUGUGAUGAAGAGGAGGAGGAAGAGGUAGCAGAGGAGGAGGAGGAAGAGGUUGUGGAGGAAACUGAAGAAGAGGAGCAUGUAAAAGUAGUUGAAGAGGACUCAAAACCCAAACCAAAACUGAUUCUGACUAACCUUGCGCCACCCAAGCUUCCUGACGGUGAAAAAGUGGACUUUGAUGGCUUUCAGAGGAAGCGAAUGGGGAAGGAUCUGAAUGAGCUGCAGUCAUUGAUCGAGCUUCACUUUGAAAGCCGCCAAAAAGAGGAGGAGGAACUGACAGCACUGAAAAUGAGAAUCGAGAACCGCCGAUCGGACAGAGCUGAACAACAACGUAUCCAUACAGAGAGGGAAAAGGAACGCCAGGCAAGAUUGAUGGAGGAGAGAGUCAGGAAGGAGGAGGAGGACGCAAAGAGGAAAGCUGAGGAAGAUGCCAAGAAAAAGAAGGCUUUCUCCAACCUGUCCUUCGGGGGAUACCUGCAAAAAGUGGAAAAGAGGACCGGAAAGAAACAAACUGAGAGGGAAAAGAAAAAAAAGAUCCUCAACGACCGACGCAAACCUCUCAAUAUCGACCAUCUGAGCAAAGAAAAACUAAUAGAGAAAGCUAAGGAGCUGUGGCAGUGGAUGUACCAGCUGCAGAUAGAGAAGUUUGAUGAACAAGAAAAGUUGAAGAAACAAAAAUAUGAUAUUCAUGUUCUGAGAAAUCGAGUCAGUGACCACCAGAAGGCAAAAAAUACCAAAGGGUCCCGCGGGGCGAAAGGUAAAGUGGGCGGCCAGUGGAAGUAAACAUGCUUGGAGAUCCAUAAUGUUCCAUGGUGGAGCCAGAAGCAUACCACUGCUGUCAAGCAACAAAGAAGAGGUUCAGAGACCAUUCAAAUUCCAAUGUCCUUUGUGAAACUGGUAUCGAGAUUUCAGCCUUUAUAAUAUGAUAAGAAACCAGCCAUUUAAAAACAAUUGAUGGUGUAUACAUAACCUGAAGUCAUAGUCUGUACAGAAAAAAACAACAUUUGUAACAAAAUGCCUGCAUUAAGUGUAAAAAAUGCAGUAAAAAAAUGGUUUCUUAUGCUGUCCAAUUGCUAUCAUUUGUGUUUGCAUACUUUAUAAAAAGGUUAUUAACUUAAACUGAAUUGUCUUGUCAUUUUAUCAUUUAUAUUACGUUUUAUAUUAUAUAACAUUUAGUUUAGAAACAGUUUAAUAUAAUGUAUGUGUCCUAUCAUGUAUGUUCUGUAUGGUUCUCAUUAGUUUUUUUUUCUGCUUAUAUUGCCAUUUACGUUGCUUACAAACUAUUUUUAGCAAAAAAAAAAAAAAAAAAAAAAAAAAAACCUUCUAAAAAGACUCCUUAAAAUUGAUGGUUAGCCCCAUAGGAAUGUUUAUAGAAGUAAUUUCUUCUGGAAUAGUCAGUAUGGUAAAUAGAGAUGUAUGAACACUUAUAAUAGGAUAUUAAACAGGUAAAAUGUAAUAUUUAGAAAAUAUAGAUUUAACAGUUUUAUUUUUUCAUGUCACAUGUAAAGUUUCCCGUUAUUUGAAAUUCAUUAAAAUGAUUCUCAUGUUGCAUUGUUGCUAUAGUACAGGUGGGUAACAGGACUCUCGUAUGGCAGUAAACAGCCAGGCAUCAGCCCAGAGGAGUAUUAAAUGACAGGAAUCAACAAAACAACAGGCAUAGCACUGAGAAUACUAACAUGUGGCAGCCCAGUAUGGUACUGAACAGCAUGGGCUCAGGGGAUGCUGCUUCAAUGUGCCUAGUAGUAAUUUCAGAGCAAGCCUAGCCACCUGCGACACUGUAACCCUGUCCCAACCAACGUAAGCUCUGACCCGUGAGCGGUUUGCUUCGCUGCCCGCCUAAACACAAAAGAAUUAAAAAUCAGUCAAACACAUAUCUAGUUGUGAUUCCUGUUGUUUUUACAACAGAUUCGCACAGGACUAAAAAUCAUCACAUAAACAGGAGGUUUUGGUAUUUUGACAGACAUCGGUGAAAGUGAGACCUGUGCAAAUCGGGCUUUAGAUUGCACAUAGUUAUUGGUACUUGAGAUGAAAAGGUUGAAAACCAUUGCUUUAAAGAGAGUAGGACAAAUGAAAAAAAUUGAUUCUUUUUUUUAGUUCUUUUUUCCUUUCCCCAUUUUUAUUCCAGAUAAUUUUGUCAGAGGCCCUCUGAUUAUUUUACAGGACAUCAGGACCUUCUGUAAAAUUUAAAACUCUGGCGUCCUGUGUCUUUUUACUCCCAUACGAAUUGACCAUGUCAGUGUCAUGUUAGAAUUGGUAUAGCAUUUCCCGGGUAUUUGCCUCAAAGCAAUACCAGCCUUCACAAUAAACCAUAAUAUAAUAUUAAAAUUGGUACAAUCUGUCCUGAGAUUCUACAGUUCAGUAAAACACAACGAUUGGCCAUAACCAAACUGGGGACGGGCAAAAAUACAAAACAUAAUUGGCAACUUAAAAAACUAAUGCUUUUAACUGUGCAUUUGAAGAUAUGUAUGGAAAUACAUAUCACCCAAAGGACAAAAUGGUUACUGUAGCCUUUGGAAAAGAAGGUACAACAAAAUUAGUUAUUUCAACCCGGGUAGUGUUAUUUUCAGGUUUGUGGAUAACAAGUGGUAUGCAGCGCACUGCCCUGCUCGCGUAUGCCUAAAAAAUGUAUAAACAGCUU
Molecule: messenger RNA, 2846 nt
Organism: Acipenser ruthenus (sterlet)
Lineage: Eukaryota; Metazoa; Chordata; Actinopteri; Acipenseriformes; Acipenseridae
Product: troponin T, cardiac muscle isoforms-like
Exons: 1
Coding region: 155-991 (278 amino acids)
Biological process (GO): sarcomere organization; cardiac muscle contraction; regulation of muscle contraction
Cellular component (GO): troponin complex
Molecular function (GO): troponin I binding; troponin C binding; tropomyosin binding
Source: RefSeq, a predicted model, not a curated record